Arabidopsis thaliana (thale cress) is the source of this 432-nucleotide messenger RNA. RefSeq lists its product as uncharacterized. The record is from RefSeq and is marked reviewed. The transcript has 2 exons. Lineage: Eukaryota; Viridiplantae; Streptophyta; Magnoliopsida; Brassicales; Brassicaceae. The coding region runs from base 142 to 432 and encodes 96 amino acids.
GUGAGUCCAUAUAUUUCUCCAAUAGUAUUAAAAUACGAGUACAUCAAACAUGUUUUCCAACACUGCCACAAAAUGUAUUGGACCUAUAUCAAUAAGUGGGCCUUGAUUUCCCAGCUUAUGAUGGCUUAGGUUUCAUUGUAAAUGGUGAAACAGGCCUUCCUAGUGAGGAUGCAGGUCAUCAAUAGCAAGGUUUACCAACGGAGGUUUAAUCCUCAUGAAGUGAUGAAGAAGAUGUCGAAGAGUUGGAGUUUGAGAAGAGAUGUUUGGAAAGGUAUUCUAAGAAGGAUGCAGAGGAUGAUAAUGAGAUUGAUGAUGUUAACGACGUUGAUCAACAAGCGCUUUUGCCAUCAGAUAUCUCAACAGACAGGACAAAAGUUUAAGGUUAAUGAUCUUUUAUCAAAUUCAAUCAAUAAUCAGUCUCCGAAAUCUUAG